GCCAACCUGUGGCGGGUCAUCCCCGCCUCUACAGCCUACUGGCAAGGAGGUGGGAGGAAAGAAGGAAGAGAGGGAGGAGGCAGGACGGAGGGAGGGACUGCCCGGGAGGCAGAAGCUCAGCAAGGACCCAGAAGAGCACGGUGGGCUGAGGUGCAGUCAGCUGCCUUUAUCUCUAGCCCCCUGCGCCCCGCGCCCCUGGCAGCCUUCAACGUUUGUCCCCAGGCAGCAUGGUGAGGUCUGCUCUGGGUCCCUCGCCACCAUGUACGUGAGCUACCUUCUGGACAAGGACGUGAGCAUGUACCCUAGCUCCGUGCGCCACUCCGGCGGCCUCAACCUGGCGCCGCAGAACUUUGUCAGUCCUCCGCAGUACCCGGACUACGGUGGUUACCACGUGGCGGCUGCGGCUGCUGCUGCGGCGAACUUGGACAGCGCUCAGUCCCCAGGGCCAUCCUGGCCCACCGCAUACGGCGCCCCUCUCCGCGAGGACUGGAAUGGCUACGCACCCGGGGGCGCUGCCACAGCCAACGCGGUAGCCCACGGCCUCAACGGUGGCUCCCCGGCCGCUGCUAUGGGCUACAGCAGCCCCGCCGAAUACCACGCACACCAUCACCCGCAUCAUCACCCGCACCAUCCGGCCGCUGCGCCGUCCUGUGCCUCCGGCUUGCUGCAGACGCUCAACCCUGGCCCUCCGGGACCCGCAGCCACCGCCGCCGCCGAACAGCUGUCCCCCAGCGGCCAGCGGCGAAACCUGUGCGAGUGGAUGCGGAAGCCCGCGCAGCCGUCCCUAGGAAGCCAAGUGAAAACCAGGACGAAAGACAAAUACCGGGUGGUGUACACAGACCAUCAGCGGCUGGAACUGGAGAAGGAGUUUCAUUAUAGUCGAUACAUCACCAUCAGGAGGAAAGCUGAGCUGGCUGGCACACUUGGGCUCUCCGAGAGGCAGGUUAAAAUUUGGUUUCAGAACCGCAGAGCCAAGGAAAGGAAAAUCAACAAGAAGAAGUUGCAGCAGCAGCAGCAGCAGCAGCAGCCUGCACCGCCGCCCCCACAGCCUCCCCAGCCUCAGCCGGGUGCACUGCGGAGCGUGCCCGAGCCCUUGAGUCCUGUGACCUCUUUGCAAGGCUCGGUGCCUGGUUCUGUCCCUGGGGUUCUGGGGCCAGCUGGAGGGGUUUUAAACUCCACUGUCACCCAGUGACCCUUCCUGUGGUCUGAAGCGGCGGCGGCACAGCAAUCCCAGGCUGAACCAGGAGGAGUACGGACGCUUCGAGAAUCCCCAGAAGAGACCCCUCUCCUCCUACCCACAAACAACAUCUGCAGAUGGAAAUUGAGGACAGAAGAUGAGUGGGAUUGUGGACCGACCUCAGGAGAAGACAUGGUUUAGAUAUUUUUUUAAAAAAAACUUUUCCCAUUCUGAUUCUUCCUGCUAGUAACGACAACGGAAGCGAUCCCUGGGGGUUCUUCAUUCAUGCUCCUUGCCAGGACUGGCCACAGGCACCAAGUUUUCAGCUUCUUUGGCCCCAGCUCUUUGCCUCCAACAUAGACUGUAUUUCUGUUUGGAGCUGAGGAGAGAGUGAGGCUGGCUGGGGUUGGGGGUAGCAAUACUUGAGCCAAGAUGGCUGUUUCCUGCUGACUGCUUUCUGAGAACCAGCUGGCCGUCCUGCCUCAGGGGCAGGGAUUGUUCAAACUACAGGAGCCAGAGGCAGCUAAGGUAGAAAGCUGGACUACAGAACCUGCCCCCCCCCCCAGGUGGUCUGUGUUUUCUUCUCUCUCCACAGAUCAGGAAGGGGUGGUGGGUUCAGGGAUUGUGACGAGUGGGGGAGGUUAGCCAACUCCAGGCCCCUGCGACAAGGGCUUGUUUAGAAAGCCUGUCACCAGAGCUGCUGUAGGUUGAAUGUAUGUCUGUGUUGUAAAUGCCAGAGCCAACCUGGACUUCCUGUCCCUUCCCUCAUCUUUGGCUGAAGACGACCGGAAUUGUUUGCUGCUGUUCGAGUCACUGAUCUGUGUAACAAGCCAAGCAAGCCUUUUAAAAAGCCUUCUGGAUCCAUGGGUAGAGAAGUUGUAUGGUGAAGGGAAGUGGGGAGGAGUGGGUAUCUGAACACAGUUGACUUUAUUUUGUAAAAAGACAAAGAUAAACGAACGUUAACAGAUUUCAGAUCCU
Molecule: messenger RNA, 2155 nt
Organism: Grammomys surdaster
Lineage: Eukaryota; Metazoa; Chordata; Mammalia; Rodentia; Muridae
Gene: Cdx2
Product: caudal type homeobox 2
Exons: 3
Coding region: 260-1192 (310 amino acids)
Biological process (GO): embryo development; animal organ morphogenesis; anterior/posterior axis specification
Cellular component (GO): nucleus
Molecular function (GO): DNA-binding transcription factor activity, RNA polymerase II-specific; RNA polymerase II transcription regulatory region sequence-specific DNA binding
Source: RefSeq, a predicted model, not a curated record